AAACAUAUGGCAACGCUGCAUACAAAAAUAGCGCGUAAUUUGUGCGUGACAAAAAGAGAAAUUUUAUAAUAAAUAUGAGUAGCCGCAAGCACAGAGGAGCCGAAAACAUUGAAAAUCUAUGUCCAGUAGCCAGAAAGCGGUCGACAAGUAAGAACAGCUCUGUUGUCGCCGUUUCCGCAACGAAAACGUCGAUCUACGAAUACACCUCGUCCCCCUCAGUGCUCACCUUCGAGGCACUCGAGGAAAUGGGCAUCGGGAUGUUGGACUCCGAGGAAAGCAGUUCCUCUGCAAUGUCAGCAAUUGCACUGGCUGUAAGUGCAACCAGCGACGAGAACUCCAAUGAGACAACGCCCUGCACAACGGCGGCACGUAUGUCGCACCAACAGACGCGCAUGAGUCUUAAUUCAACGGCGUCCACGCUGGACAACAGCACCGUCAACAACACCAUAAUCGAGGUAUUCAGUGAGGAUGCACAGGAGCGUCUGCUGCUGUCGCAGUCAGCCGACAAACUGCACGCUUUAGCCCAGGCCAAAAGAACCGCAUUGGGGAACACCUCCGAAUGUGGCAGCAACUCCAACUCGCCGAGCAAGCGCACUAGAAAUCCCUUGGCCACAGUAACAUGCAAUAAUCAAAACGAAGCUCAGUCAUUGUUGCCGCCACCACAAUUGCAACAUCAGCAGCAGCAGACGACCCUUAGUCUACUGCCCUCCACUAGCAAGCAGGCACUGAUGCGACAACAGAAGAGACCUACGCCUCCGCCGCCGCCUUCGCAAUCCCUGGCCAUGCGAAUGGCGUCAACCGAGAACUUCUUUGUGUAUCGCACGCCAAUGAUGUGUGCCCACAUCAGCAGCGGCAUCAACUACUUUGAUAGGCUAUCCGAUGAGAUACUGUUGGACAUCUUCAGGUGGCUACCGAAGAAAACCUUGCUGCGCAUUGCAAGCGUUUGUCGACGAUUCAACUGCUGUGCGCGUGAUGAGACCUUGUGGACGCGCCUAGAUCUGGGGCUUCGCACAUUACGUCCCAAUGCCCUAGAGCAGGUUGUACGACGUGGGGUUCCUGUACUGCGUCUGGCCCAGGCAGAUAUACAAGAACCAGCAUUUACAUGCGGACCAUCUUCCAUAGACUUCCAAUCGCGUUUGCAAUACUUGGACCUCAGUCUUGCCUCAAUUUCACUUAGCUCGCUGCACACACUAUUAGCCCAUUGUCGUCAACUGAAGAAACUAAGUCUGGAGCAUGCAGAUCUUAAUGAUGACAUUUGUUUUGAGAUUGCACAGAACACUUCGCUGGAGACACUCAAUUUGUCCAUGGCAAAUGGCCUCAAUGCCAACUGUGUGCGUCAGAUGAUGGAGUCGCUGACCAAACUCAACAGCCUAAACAUUUCAUGGACUGAUCUAAGUGCCGAUGCUGUCACUGCACUUGUUACCCACACUCCGUCCAACAUAAUUCGCCUUAAUGUGGCCGGAUGCCGUCGAGUGCUCUUCGAUUCCCAUGUUAUGACGUUGCAGAAACGCUGUCCACAAUUGCUGGAACUGGAUCUUUCGGACUGCAACAGCCUCACGCCGGCAGCUCUUGCUGCAAUUAUGAAAUUCAACAGCCUCGAGUAUUUGUCCGUCUCUCGUUGUUAUCUCAUUCCCGCCACAAAUUUUAUAGAACUAAAAAACAUGCCUUCACUCACCUAUCUGGAUAUUUUUGGCAUGCUUUCUGAAGCCGCCAUGGAGGUGCUGGAGAAACAGAUGCCUAAAAUCGGUAUCAACAAGUUUAUACACAGCUCGGUGGGACGUCCAACGGUUGGCACACGUCGUACCUCCAUUUGGGGCCUUCGCACACGCGAUUAGUCCCCUACUUCCCCCACAUUUAGACUUCAAAUUUGUUUAAUUCGUCUCUCUGUUGCGUUUAACAGCCGCCUAGCGCAUUUUUUAUAUUCAAUUCAAUGACAAUAAUUAAAUGUCACGUUUAGAUUUGUAAAAGAAGGUGUAUCGUUUACUGGUCAACCUCGCUUAGAGGUGGGGCCGGCUUUUCCCACUUCCAGUCAUCCCAGAUAACGCAGUCCUUCAGACUAUCCAUGUAGCCCAUCUCAUCCGGACAACGCAUCUUGCUAGCAGGCUCGUUGAGUGUCUCACACUUCCAGAAGGACGUGGCAUCCCAGUUGUCGCGGAAGACGCCAAUGUCAAUUUCCUGCUGCGUUUUACAACCUGGUUGACCAUCGCCUUGGUAGGCAUUGGUCAAACAGCAAGCUGCCAAGAGAGCCAAACCGAUUGUAAGCUGAAGUUUCAUUUUACCACAAACUGAUGCCAUUCUGUUGGACUAUCUCGACUUUAUAUAGGUUGCCUUGGUGCAGUGAUAAGCCAAGUCAAGUGCAACAAAUACCUAAAAAUGCUUUCAGUAAUUAACUACAAUGUAAACAAUCAAAACAACUUGGCUGAUUCAACAAUUGUUUGCUUACAAAAUAGAACAAUAAAAUCUAAUGUACAACAAAAGAAAACAAGGAAGAAAGCAACAGAUCAAAUACUACAUAAACGACAUAAAUUGUAAUUUAAUUUAAGCUUUGUCAAAUUAUUCUUACCAUAAUAAUAGGAAGGUCUUAAAUUUUGAAUUCUUUUCCCUUUUAUUUUAGUUUAAUCCUAUUACUGUCGGUUGUAUUGUAAAAAACAGAUAAGUGCUUAAAUUGGUCCAAUAAAUAUUAAAUUAAU
Molecule: messenger RNA, 2690 nt
Organism: Drosophila innubila
Lineage: Eukaryota; Metazoa; Arthropoda; Insecta; Diptera; Drosophilidae
Gene: Skp2
Product: S-phase kinase-associated protein 2
Exons: 5
Coding region: 75-1835 (586 amino acids)
Biological process (GO): SCF-dependent proteasomal ubiquitin-dependent protein catabolic process
Cellular component (GO): SCF ubiquitin ligase complex
Molecular function (GO): protein binding
Source: RefSeq, a predicted model, not a curated record